Williopsis jadinii is the source of this 1573-nucleotide messenger RNA. RefSeq names its product serine/threonine protein kinase SAT4 (gene SAT4). Bases 36 to 1295 code for a protein of 419 amino acids. Gene Ontology annotation, biological process: protein phosphorylation; intracellular signal transduction; intracellular monoatomic cation homeostasis. Lineage: Eukaryota; Fungi; Ascomycota; Saccharomycetes; Phaffomycetales; Wickerhamomycetaceae. The record is from RefSeq and is a predicted model, not a curated record. The transcript has a single exon. Gene Ontology annotation, molecular function: ATP binding; protein serine/threonine kinase activity.
UCCAGGUCAGCAGAACAGCUUCGAUCAACUCCUCUAUGGACAAAGAGAAGGACAAGUCCAAACAGUUUGUAAGAUUUGUUAUCAACGAAGACGGCACACAUGCGCAUCACUUGACCAACAACAAGAGACAAGAAAAACUAUCCAAGAUGCUCCGAAACUUGUUACAGUCCUCCAAGAUUAGAGAUGAGGCAGUUUCCACUGUGCCCGACCUGAUGCAAAGCGGACCGCCAUCGUUGUUUGCUAAUUUGGUGAAGGACUAUCAGGGUGAUCAGGACAACCCAUUCUCGGGAGCAACUACGGUGAAGGUACCCAAUGGUGAUUCACCUUCAUCUGGCCAAAUCGCAAGCAGGUUCCCUGCUCCGAACUGGGGGAAUGGCACAAUACCAAUGACUUCAGCGGUGAGUAAUAAGUCGUUGACUUUUGCUGAAAGAUACGGUAAAUGUCAAGAGACUGUUGGUAAGGGAACAUUUGGUGUUGUUAGAGUGGCCCAUAAACGCACUCAACAAGGCGUCGAAUCAUUAUACGCAAUAAAGGAGUUCAAAAGACGUCCUGGAGAAUCCGAUAACAAGUACUCCAGAAGACUAACAUCGGAGUUUUGUAUCUCCAGCUCUCUCAAACACGUCAACAUCAUUGAAACGUUGGAUCUUCUACAGGAUGCCAAAGGUGACUAUGUCGAGGUUAUGGAGUAUUGUUCUGGUGGUGAUUUGUACACUUUGAUCAUUGCUGCCGGUAAACUGGAAUAUGUGGAGGCUGACUGUUUCUUCAAGCAGCUGAUGCGUGGUGUUAACUAUAUGCAUUCUAUGGGUGUCGCUCAUCGUGAUUUGAAACCGGAGAAUUUACUGCUGACUGAUCGUGGUACCUUAAAGAUCACGGAUUUUGGUAACGGUGAGUGCUUUAGAAUGGCGUGGGAGAAAGAAGUACACAUGUCUGGUGGAAUCUGCGGGUCUUCACCCUACAUUGCUCCAGAGGAGUAUACUUCAGAGGAAUUCGACCCAAGAAGUGUCGAUAUUUGGGCAUGUGGUGUUAUCUACAUGGCCAUGCGUACUGGCCGUCAUCUGUGGAGAACCGCUACUCAAGAUGAUGAAUUCUACGUCAAGUAUCUCGAAGGAAGAAAAGUUAAAGAGGGCUACGAACCAAUAGAGCAAAUCAAGAGAAGCAGAUGCAGAAAUGUGAUAUAUUCCAUCUUGGAUCCUGUACCAUCCAGAAGAAUUAACGGUAAACAAAUCCUGAUGAGUGAAUGGGGAAGGGAAAUCAAGUGCUGUGUUGAAGUGCCUGCCCACGUCAAAGUUGUAUAGUUUAUCGUACCUCAGAAUGGACUAAUGAUGAUAUGACACGAUUAUGGUAUAAUAGUGGUGUAGAAUAAAGAGCUUCAUCCUUUGUAUCCUUACAGUGUGCGUGGGUUGAACAAGAAGCAUAGUCAUAUCAUAAUCAGUGCUCAAUAUAUCAGUUCGUCUAUCCACCUGGUCGCCGCAGGUUGAUUACGUAAGUUGUCUCACAUUCACAACCAAAAAAAAAUAUAACAAAGCACUCACGCUGGGGGUCGAACCCAGAAUCUUCUGAUUAGAAGUCAGAC